Molecule: messenger RNA, 442 nt
Organism: Moneuplotes crassus
Lineage: Eukaryota; Ciliophora; Spirotrichea; Euplotida; Euplotidae
Source: the annotation of a GenBank genome assembly
AUGGAAGCAGAUCUUACGGAAGACCAGAUCGAUGAAUUUAAGGAAGUCUUUGAGCUGUUUGAUGUAGAUGCAGGAGGGAGGGUUACUUAUGGAGAAAUUAAGAGGAUGGUCAAGGGGGAGUGGGGGCUGCAAGGGAAAGAGCCAGGUGAUCAUGAAGAGGUAGACUUUCCCACUUAUUUAUCAAUAAUGGCUAAAGGUUUGAAGCAAGCUGAUCCGAAAGAAGAACUCUUAGAAGCUUUUAAAUGACUCUUCGACAAAGACAGUACAGGCUUCAUAUCCCCAUCUGAAGCAAUCCAGAUCCUCAAAACCUACACUCCAACCCUCACUCCCGAAGAAAUCGAAGAAAUCGUCCUAACCCUCACCCCCAACCUCACUUCUCCCCUUCCCUACCAAGACCUCCUCCACAUCCUAUAUCCUCUCUAAUCCCUUUCAAUCCCUCCCA